AUGUACAAGACACUAGCCGCCCUCACACUGGCCGCAGCAGCUGCUGCGGUCCCGAUGCCACAGACUGGCAGUGCGAUUGGAGCCAAACCCGAACAGUCGGAUCUUUUCGCCCUCGCGAUGGAUUACAAAGGCACAUUUGUCACUCUUACCGCGGUCUCCAAUGGUACUGUCGGCAACAUGGUCCUCUCUGCCGGUAGACCUAGCGUUUAUCCCGGAACCCCUGCCUACUUCAACGGUACCGGCGAGUACAAGGCCCUGAACUUCUAUGUCGACGACGCCAACUUUGGCGGAUCCAGUGUCUACGGCCUCCGAGCCAAACAGAUCCCUGACGGCGAGUCCUACGCUAGGUCUGUCGACGCGCUCUUUGGGUUCCAGGAAUUCGAGUGGACAGUCAGCGCGAAUGGCACCAUCGGGCACAGAGAGACUGAAGCGCUCAACAGAUUUUACGCUUGUGAGGACACCGCAAGCAAGGGAGACAACAUUUUCCUGAAGUGGGGCGAAGACACGAAGGAUGGAAAGCCGCCAGCUGGAUGUGUGGAAACGUUCGUUAUACAGGACUUUGAUGUUCCUGGAGGCCAGCAUUCGGGUUCGUCUUAA
Ramularia collo-cygni is the source of this 597-nucleotide messenger RNA. RefSeq lists its product as uncharacterized. NCBI's taxonomy places the organism in Eukaryota, Fungi, Ascomycota, Dothideomycetes, Mycosphaerellales, Mycosphaerellaceae. The transcript is spliced from 3 exons. The record is from RefSeq and is a predicted model, not a curated record. The coding region runs from base 1 to 597 and encodes 198 amino acids.